AUGAAGCCCAAGGUCAAUUCACCACUAAUUUUCUGGAAGGCUUCUUUGAAUCUCGAGACUUCGGACUGGAAUUCCAAUUCAAAUACCAGACGUGGACAGCCUACGUGGCAUAAGACAACAAGAAAGAAGCUCUCUCAAUUCCUUGCCAAGCGUCCUUGGAUACAACUUCCCAUAACAGAGAGAGAGUUCCAUUCCACGAAGUAUACCAAUUCUCAGAGGCACUGUUUCCACUUCUCAGGACGCCUUCUACUUAACCUCAAGGCGACAAUCCACACCAGAUUCAGUAAACAUCCUCAUUUUAACUCCACUUUUUUAUGUUUUUUGUGA
Messenger RNA from Trichomonas vaginalis G3, 327 nucleotides. RefSeq lists its product as uncharacterized. The record is from RefSeq and is a predicted model, not a curated record. Lineage: Eukaryota; Parabasalia; Trichomonadida; Trichomonadidae. Bases 1 to 327 code for a protein of 108 amino acids. The transcript has a single exon.